AUGCGGGCGCCGCACUUCCACGCGUGGCAUGCGCAGGCGCGGACAGCGGUGGGCGCCCGAUGCGGCUCCGUUCAGGCGCCAGGUUAUGCGACUUAUACGCCGCGACAGGGCGCAGCGUAUUGGAUUGGCUCACUGAAUCCCGGCCGCCAGACAAUAUGCACAGCUCAUGGGGCCGUUCCGGACGCGUACAGACUACGCGCCGUGCGCAAUCGGUCACGGAUACGGCGGUGCUACUCCUCGUCCGCACCCACGCCGCCGCCAUCAGAGACAAAUGACAGCAAUGCCGGCAGCGAGAGCAAGUGCCAGCAGAGCAGACACGGCGACAGCGCUGGUUCCAGCUCCGGCUCCGGCUCCGAUUCCGGCUCCGAUUCCGGUUCGCUGGGCGCCAAAAUGCUCGAGUCGGCGGCAACAUCGCUGGCGUCCAUCCUGAUGCUCGCGCUGGGCUUUGGCGCUGCGGGCUACGGGUACCACCGGUACUACAAGCACCUCGUGCUCCGCAAGAUGGUCCUGGCGUUUGAGCCGGGCGACCCCGUGCUGGAGCUGGCAUCCAUGGGCCGCGGCGUGCCGCAGCACCUGGCGGGCGCUGCGGCGGGCAUGAUGCACGCGGCCGACGAGAGUCACGACCUUGCGCUGGAAAAGGGCGAGGGUGAAGGUGAGAGAGAGGGUGGGGACGGCGACGACGGUCGCGGCAACUACUGGAUCGAGCGGCCGGAGCAAAAAAAGGUCAACGACAUUGUGGGCGGGCGCGAGAUUGGGCACUACCACCUGUUUAUUGGCGAAAAGGGCACGGGCAAGAGCAGCAUGCAGCUGGAGGCGAUGGCGCAGAUCGACGGCGAGGGCGUGUCCAUGUUCGACGCGCACGCCGACCUCGAGAUCUUCCGGAUCCGCCUGGGCAAGGCGCUGAACUACGAGUUCAAUGAGGACUACAUUGGCGGGUAUUUCAGCGAGCGAGGGCCCCGCGAGAGCACGGCGCUGCUGGACAUUGAGCGGGCGCUGAACAAACUCGAAAAGGUGGCGCUGCGGCAGCGCAACCGCACGCAGGCCGGCAAGGCACGCCGCCCGCUGGUCGUGAUUGUCAACCAGAUGCACCUGAUUCGCGACGACGACGACGGGCGCGACCUCAUCGAGCUGCUCCAACAGCGCGCCGAGCAGUGGGCGGCCGCCGGCCUUGUGACGAUGGUGUUCAACAGCGACGACUACUGGGUGUACGAGCGGCUCAAGCAGCUGGCGGCGCGCAUGGAGGUGCACAGCAUCCAAGACCUCGCGCGGCACCCGGCCAUGGUGACGCUGCAGCGGUUCCGGUGGCGGUACUUUGGCGAGCGCGUCAGCAACGCGACGGCGUCCGAGGUAUACGACCACGUUGGCGGGCGGCUGACGUUUCUGAACCGCGUGGCGCGCAGCUCCGAUAUGCUGGCAACGUGCCGGCGGAUCAUCGACGCAGAGAAGACGUGGUUCCUCAACCAGUGCUGGGUGCUGGGCAGCGACAUGGACGACGAUGUCAUGGACCAGCAAAAGUGGGCCGCAGCGGCCAUGGUCCUGGCUCAGGCGCUUGUCGACAAAGAGGCAGAGGAGGCGGCCGAGGCGGCAGGCAAACCCAAUGCCGGCGGUGGCGAGGAAGACCCAAAUGCAGGUACGGCCGUUGCUGCCGCUGUGGCUGCCUCUGGUGCUUCGGGUGUCAGCAAUCCCAACGACAACACGACGACGGACGCGCCGGUGGAGCGCAGGCAGCUGCCGUCGUUUGCGCUGCACGAAGCACAGCAGAUUAUGACGCGGGCCGACUUUGUGCGGGAGAUGGACCGGCGCAACCUGUUUACGAUUGCGAGCAACGGGCAGGUCCGGGCGUCCUCGGUGCCGAUGCAAGAGGCGCUGCGGCAGAUCUGCGGGGCGCCCGGGUUCCGGCAGCACCUGGAUGCGACGGUGCAGCGGAUCGCCGACAUUGAGAGUCUCGGCCGCACGCGCGAGCUUGUGGCCAAGGAUCUGGUGCUGGGCGGCCGAUACGAGCUGUCGACGCCGGGCGCAGCUGGUGCCGGUUUGCUGUCGUCGGGCAAGGGCGGCUCCAAAAAGACGGAGGUCCGGUUCCGUGGCUGGAGUCCGCACGAGCGGCCGCCGCGCGAUCAGCCGGAGCCAGGCAGCGAUGACGACACGUGA
Messenger RNA from Sporothrix schenckii 1099-18, 2148 nucleotides. RefSeq lists its product as uncharacterized. The coding region runs from base 1 to 2148 and encodes 715 amino acids. The transcript has a single exon. Lineage: Eukaryota; Fungi; Ascomycota; Sordariomycetes; Ophiostomatales; Ophiostomataceae. The record is from RefSeq and is a predicted model, not a curated record.